AUGGCUGUACUGCCUCAAGCCUACCCGGCGGUGUCGUUGGAGUCGGAGCAGCUCACGGUGCUCCAAAACCUCCUCCUGGAAGAGGUAGCCGGCGGAGCUGAAUACGCGGCGUCCUUUCUCGGAGUUGAAUUUAGAGGUGGCAUGCUACAGGUGGACUGCAAUGACCAGGCGUCCGCCGACUGGCUGCGGGAAUUUACCCCAAAGUUAAGUGGCUGGACCGGUCCAGUCCUCUGUGCAAAAAGGGCGGAGGACCUGCCGGUCAUGCACAGGAUGACGGUGUUCCUCCCCCGCAGCGACGACAAGCCGUACCAGUUUGCCCUGAACUUAAUCAAGAACCAAAACCGGGGCCUUAGCAUCGCGGCCUGGCGAGUCGUCAGUAGCCAGCUGGAGGACAAAGGAGAUCUACGAGGAUGGAGACUGUACCUGUACAUAGAUGAUGAAUCGUACAGGUACAUACGUGCAGCGAGCUUCCGCCUGUUUUACAGGUUCAGCAUGGUGGUCAUGAGGCCGCACAAACCCGUGACCACAGGAAGCAAGGAGGACGGGAAGACUGCCACCCAGCCGAGUGGUAGCGCGUCAACACGGACAGGAACGAUGGCAAGCAAGGAGAUGGAGAGGAUGCAGGUGGACGCCGUGGCAAAACAACCGGGCGUGAGCAGGGUUGAGCAGACCACGAAGGUCGCUACCGCUGACGUCCUGGAUGCCCAGGAAACCGAGCUACCCUCCACCCAGGAACUCCUCGAGGGACUAGAGGACCACGACCAAGUGGACAGCAGCGCGAACGACGGAGGGGAUGUGGACAUGCCCCCCCUCGAGCCACUACCUUAA
Messenger RNA from Galleria mellonella (greater wax moth), 828 nucleotides. RefSeq lists its product as uncharacterized. The transcript has a single exon. The coding region runs from base 1 to 828 and encodes 275 amino acids. The record is from RefSeq and is a predicted model, not a curated record. Lineage: Eukaryota; Metazoa; Arthropoda; Insecta; Lepidoptera; Pyralidae.